This is a messenger RNA of Cryptosporidium ubiquitum, 3870 nucleotides long. Its product is annotated as tRNA exportin type nuclear export protein. The coding region runs from base 1 to 3870 and encodes 1289 amino acids. The transcript has a single exon. Gene Ontology annotation, biological process: tRNA re-export from nucleus. The record is from RefSeq and is a predicted model, not a curated record. Gene Ontology annotation, cellular component: nuclear pore; cytoplasm; nuclear matrix. Gene Ontology annotation, molecular function: tRNA binding; small GTPase binding. NCBI's taxonomy places the organism in Eukaryota, Apicomplexa, Conoidasida, Eucoccidiorida, Cryptosporidiidae.
AUGGAUGAUCUUGAGAAAGCAAUAAAAACAUUAAAUUCUCCAGGAUCAACUCCAUCUGAGAAGUUGAAAAGUUUGGAGGUAUGCGAGUUGGUGGUGGGUUCUUCUGAAGGUUGGAAAAUAUGUUUGAAACACUUUAAUACUGGAACUGACGAUGAUAUUAGGUUUUGGAGUAUUGGGAGUUUAAUCAAGAUGAUAGGAGUUUUUCCUGGCGAGGAGAGUAAGACAGGUCCAUGUAAACUAAACAUGGACGACAAGAAGGUGAUUAGAGAAGCUUUGGUAGAGUACCUUCGUGAUGGAAUUCGUAUGGGAAAUACAAAAAGCUAUUUAAAGAACAAGAUUUCUGAGUUAUAUGUGACAAUGAUAUAUGUAGAUUAUCCAGAGAACUGGCCAUCCGCUUUUUUGGACAUAAUUUCUUUAGUUACAGCACACGAUUGGAUGCCAGAUAUGUUUAUAAGGAUAUUGUGUACUUUUGAUAACAUGAUUGUGAGUAAUAUUGGGAUGCAAUCUGCAGAAGAGAUUUCAAUAAGACGUAAGAUUAAAGAUAUUAUGAGGGUAAAUGGUGACUUAAACCAUAUAGUCCAAGCUUGGAUUUUUGUAGUUUCCAAACACAAGAACCAAACUCUUAAUAAGGAUAUAAUCGAGCUGCUUUCUUCAUCCAUGAAGAUGAUGGAGUCUUUUAUUGAUUGGAUUGAUAUAAGUUAUGCUGUGAACAAUGAGGUUUUGUCUAUAAUAUUGAGUUUUCUGAAUCCCAUUGAUUCUCCAGUUGUUGUUGAGACUUUGAACUUUUUAUCGGCAAUUCUUCUUAAAGGAAUGCCUCCAAAGUUAAAAAUCCAGCUUUUCAAGGAUUUGAAUAUUUCAUAUCUAGUAGAUAACCAGAUUACACUCAAUAUAAAAAACAUCACUCCAGAUUAUUUUCAGUCCCAGAUCUUGGGUAAGUGGCCCAUAUUGGAGAAUCCUGAAACCAUUAUCUCCAUGGAACAACGCUCUUUCGGAGAUCUUUACAAAGACUUCUGCUUGUUUCUUCUAACAUUUAGAGCUAAUUUUGUUCUUAAGGUCGUAAAUGAGCUUUUUUUUGCUAUCAAGAACCUUUCAUCAGAGCUUGAGUCUAAAAAAACAGAAGAAAGUGAUUUGGUUGCCUUUAGAACAGGAAUGGAGAUUCUUGAGACUUUACUUCCCUCUCUUAAUAUUAUACUUUCAAUUGAGAGUUCAGAAUUUAUGCAAAUUAAGCAAGAAACUUGCAAGUUUUUGACACAUUUUUCAUCGGUACUUUCAUCUACUGAAUCCUAUAUAUCAAGACUUUCUCAAGAUUUAAAGAACAAUACAUCUUUCUUUUCAAACUUUGUUUCUGGUGUCUUAUUUGCCUUACUAAAUGCUUUAAAGAAGCCAGAUUCUCAUUAUUUCUUCCAAACUGGAGGUGAAACCGAGAUAGAUUUACCUGGAGUUGUAGAACAGGGGAAAAAUUCUCCAGAUUUUGGUGCUUUAUUCCUUUCUCUUUUAGACCUUAAACCUGAAAUUGUAUGUGAAUUUAUGGAUAUGAUUAUUGAAAAUAUAACUAAAGAUAUCCAAUCAAUGAGCUUCAACCAAGUUGACUCCGUUUCUUUUUUAAUUGCAAAGUUUGGACAGGCCUCCUUAACUGAGAAGAAGAAGCUACUUAAGUCUAGAAACACUUCUUUGUCUGAAUCAAAACUUUUGAUUUCUAGCCACUAUGUAAGAUUUGUUGGAUCUCUUUUAAAGUGCUCCGAGAUUAUGUAUUUCAACUGUAAAUGUUACAAUGCAACAGAAUCAGGUAUUCAUAGAGAAAUAUUCCUGAGAAACUCUCUUCUCCAGAUAUUUAGAAAUUUCACAUAUCUCGUUGGGAGCAAUUGUGGAGGAUCUCUCAACAUUUGGAAUGAUGAAACCAGGAAGAUUCUUAACGAAAUUCUUGAUAUCCUACUUUCUAACUGUGGGUUUCUUAAUCCUCACUACUCUAUUUCAUAUCAGUCUUCCAAGUCAGUAGUUGGGAUUGCAAAGUCCUUCAGCAACUAUCUCUUUGACUACAUUCCAAAGUUAGUAAUAGUACUCAGAUCACAUGAGACAUUGAGCUUCAUUUUUAAGCUUGCAGAAAAAGGCUCAAUUAAAGAUCACUGCAUUGAUUCUUUUGAAAUUGGACUGGGAUCCAAAUCUUUGAACACCAUAUGUGAGGCAAUUGGGUUUCUUUUGUUCAGUAAACUCAAAUCCAGAAGCAGUUUAUCAGAGCAACAAGAGGUGGUUCUCCAAUACGAGGAGAUUGUAAAGCCUAUUUUGGAGUUAUCUCACAAACUAAUUGAACAGAUUUCAGAGAAUUCUAGCCGAACUGAUACUAAAAUCGAUCUUCUCAAAUGGAGAAGUGCUAUGGAGCUGGUUCAAAUGAUUUCUUCAAUUUCAGAUACACUGACUGAGCAGGUCUCAGCUUUGUCUCAUCUCUGGAGAGCUUCUUUAAACACUAUUCUAUUGCUUGCAAGAAGCUCAAAUUCCCUUUUAAUUUCUGAAAGUGGUGGAUUUCAGAUUUCCGUUCUCUCACUCAUGCACAAGUUUAUACGUAUUAUAGGUCCUGAAAUAUGCAAUUAUAUAGUUCCCAUUUGCAACUCGUUUUUGGUAUCUCUAAUUAAGCCAGAUAAUAUCAGACAAAAGGAGUUUCAAGGGGGGAAAUAUUCUGAAGCUUGUGAAGAAAUUUCUCAUUUAGUUUGCCAUUUGGUAAAUCUUUAUGGGAACUCGGAAGAUUUUACAAAUAUUUUUGGGACACUAAUCCCAGAGAUUUUCCUUUAUAUUUUGAAACUAUGGUUAUUAUGUUGGCCAUCGCCUGCAUCUCUAUGUAAUAUUGACGAAAGGUUUAGACAGACUGUUUUGGAAGACAUAGCAUUCUCAGUAGAGGCUCACCAGGCCAGAAUGUCCAUACAGCUUUCACUCCUGAAAAUUAUCAAUCAGCUUUCAAAAGAAACAAUAACUCUAGAACUCCUCGUGAAACUUUGUUCUACUGAGGGAGAAAAAAUGAAUGAGGCAAAACAAAUAUUAAAUCAGGUAAUUCUAAAUCCCGUGGGGGUGACAUCUAGUUUUGGAAUAAAAUCCUAUGUAAAUUUGGUGCCUUCAGCUUUUUUAUUUAGAGAGGCUUUAGCCAGGAUCCAAAACCCUGUUCUAUGUUUUCUUAUCUCAAGCUUGCUACCAUCUCUUUCAACUCCCAUUCACUGGCUCGAGUAUAACGGUGAUAGGCAUCUAUUUAGUGAUCAGGAUAUAUAUAUUCAAUCAGUUGAGGUAAUCACAAGUAUAUACUUAAAGGUACUAACUUUUUCAAAUCUCAGCUCCUCUUCGAGUAUAUCCCAAGAACUGGAAAAAAUGGGAAUUGAGGUGGCAACAUCCUUUUUGUGGUUUUCAAUUUUGAAUAACUCUCAUAAAGAAGAACCACUGCUAAAUUCUCAACUAGCACUUUUUAGGUUACUUAUAAAAGGAGAAGCUCCUCUAGUUCUCAUUGAGAGAAAUUCCAACAAAAAUAACAAGAAACAAACACAAAUAGGUCAAAAGUAUCAACAGGGCCAGGAUACAAACUCUAUUGUGGUUCCCCAAAAUGUUGUUAUGGUUACGAGAGACUUGGUUCUUUCUGGAACUAAAGCAGCUUUCACACAGAAAAAUUCAAGUUUAGUGAAUAAUCCAGAUGCAAUUUCAUUCACAAGAAAGAGCAUUUACUUAUUCUCUGGCUAUCACUACUUCGUGCUCCUAUCAUUUAUGCCUGGUAAUGGACUUCUAGAUGAGACUUUUAAACUAUUGAAUGAAAUCUCUCAAACCAUUGAUCCUCAAUUUAAGCAAAUUCUGAGGAAGUUCAUAGAAGAUUACCAAUCCUAUGUUAGACAGGUUUUAUAA